Molecule: messenger RNA, 210 nt
Organism: Pediculus humanus corporis (human body louse)
Lineage: Eukaryota; Metazoa; Arthropoda; Insecta; Psocodea; Pediculidae
Exons: 2
Coding region: 1-210 (69 amino acids)
Source: RefSeq, a predicted model, not a curated record
AUGUCUGGAACUCCCAGUCAUAAGAUUUUAUAUUCCAGAACUAAACCCAGUUACUGUAGGGUAUCGAACGAAAUCAAAAGGUUCGACGAUUACGACGAAUGCGAGGGAUACGUUAAGAAUUACGGUGAGUGGACAAAUUUUCCGGAUGGGGAGCGAAGCGGGAGAGGGGGAAGUGAAAAGAAAAGGAAGAGAAUAGGAGAGUGGAAAUAA